Molecule: messenger RNA, 2346 nt
Organism: Liolophura sinensis
Lineage: Eukaryota; Metazoa; Mollusca; Polyplacophora; Chitonida; Chitonidae
Product: FAD-dependent oxidoreductase domain-containing protein 1-like
Exons: 9
Coding region: 185-1588 (467 amino acids)
Biological process (GO): mitochondrial respiratory chain complex I assembly
Cellular component (GO): cytoplasm
Source: RefSeq, a predicted model, not a curated record
UUGACCGGGGUUGACUGUAAGAUGAUAAUUUUGUCUUACUUUUUGACUGACAGCUGACUAAAUGGCCUUGACCUCGGAUAAUCAGGUUAAACAUGUAAGCUUAGAAUGGACUGUGUUGUAACGGUUUGAAAAAAACGUUCAGUUUGCUUGGUCUUAGCAUUUGACCAACAACAACAACGACAGCAUGAAUCUUGUUCGACCUAUGUCAAGGGCCUUCUCAACAAAGGGACCAGGCACCAGGCAAGGCAGGGAUGUAUGGAACAUGCUGAAGGAAGAGUUCGACAUUCUGCGAACGGGUCGGUUGACCCCCAUGGAGCCUGAGGUGCCCGCGGAGACCGACGUCCUGAUUAUAGGAGGUGGGAUUAUGGGCAAUAGUGCGGCUUACUGGCUAAAACAACGCAACCCCAAGGGUCUGACAUGCACCGUGGUGGAAAGAGACCCGACCUACACUCGGUCGUCUACCAUGUUGUCAGUGGGAGGAAUCCGCCACCAGUUUCGAUGCCCUGAAAAUGUGCAAAUGUCGCUGUUUACGUCAGAAUUCUUGAGAAACAUACGGGAACAUUUGAGUGUUCUGGACAUGGACCCCCCAGAUGUGCAGUUCAACCCACAAGGCUAUAUGUUUCUGGCUUCAGAAGAACAAGUAGACCAGCUAAAGGAGAAUGUUACCAUGCAAAAUGAACUAGGUGCUAAAGUGCACUUGCUCACAAAGAAUCGGCUUGCCCAGAAAUUUCCCUGGUUAAAUUUAGAGGGUGUUGCAGCUGGGUCUUAUGGUAUUGAAGGAGAAGGCUGGUUUGACCCCUAUCUUCUGACCAGGGCCUUCAAACAGAAGAACCUGUCCCUGGGCGUGAGGUACGUGACUGGUGAGGUAGUGGGUUUUGAUACCAAGGACGAAGAACUCAUCGUGGGCACAGGAACAAGAACGUGUAAAUACCUAAAAGGGGCUCAGAUACGAAAUCAGACAGGAGAGGUGCACUCUUUGAAUUUCUGCUUCACGGUGAACUGUGCGGGUGCGUGGGCGUCUGAAGUGGCCGCCAUGGCUGGGAUAGGGCAGGGCAUUAAUGAGUUAUCUGUUCCUUUACCUGUAGAGCCCAGAAAGCGCUAUGUGUAUGUUGUGCAUUGCGCAGACGGACCCGGUCUAGAGGCCCCACUAACUAUCGACAAUUCAGGCAUGUAUUUCAGGCGCGAGGGUAUUGCGGGCAACUACCUCUGUGGCAGCUCCCCAGAAGAGGAUGAAGAACCCGAGGUGAACACUCUCAAUGUGGACUAUGAGUACUAUAACGACUGUGUCUGGCCAUUGUUAGCACACAGGAUACCCAAGUUUGAGAAUUCCAAGCUGCGGAGUGCCUGGGCUGGUUUUUAUGACUACAAUACCGUAGACCAGAACUGUAUACUUGGCAACCACCCGUACCACAGGAACUUUUUCUUCAUGAACGGGUUCAGCGGUCAUGGCAUCCAGCAGGCGGUGGCCGCUGGCCGUGCUCUCAUGGAACUGACGCUGGACAAUGGCUACAAAACCAUUGAUCUGUCCAGGCUGGAGUUCAACAGGUUUAUAACAUGUGAACCUUGCGUGGAGAAAUGUAUAGUGUGAAAAGUAAACUGUUAAAUAUAAAACUGACUAGGACGGGUAUUGUUACACUCCAAAAAUGAAUGUGUUAAUUUGAAUAAAGCCUGUUGUCUGAGUGAUGCUAGGAUGUAAUUUAUUAAUAAAACAGAUCAUUCUGUUGAAAAUAACACACAUAUUCUAUUAAUUCAAUGUGAAGAUUAACAGGAUGUUAUGUUAAAUACGACACAGUAUUAUGGUAUAAUAACAUAAUGCAUUCUGGCAUCACCCGGACAACAGACUUUCUGUUAAAAUUAACCGAUUCAUUUUUUGAGUGAAAUGUUCCAAAACAUUUAUGCCAGAUUGUACAUUACAGAUAAAACAGCCAAAUUUCACCAGAGAGUUCGCUCUCCUCCAUCCCAAAAGGCAUUUUCAGAGUAAAUUAAAGUUUGCUGAUUAUUACUUUUUGUACUGAAACUUAUUAAAACUUUUCUAGUAUAUGUAGGUUUUUAUCACCAUAGAAGUCUGAAAACAUCUCUCUGUAGAUGUUUUCAAUGGAACUCAUAUAUUUAAGACCACAUUUACAGCUAACUUUUCUCACUUUUCAUCAAAACUUAAUGUUCUUUUCAUGUUUUUUUUUCAUGUUUUUCCCACCUUUUACUGUGUGAGGCAUUUUAUGGUAAAACUGUCGCAUCGGUCUUCCCGAUCGGGAUACGUGUUAGGUACGAUCAGCCAUUGCUCUUCCGAUGUUAUAGAUACUCAUAGCAAGCGAAAUCAAGAUGAAACUUGCGACUUCAAAAUAGAAU